Messenger RNA from Varanus komodoensis (Komodo dragon), 1536 nucleotides. Its product is annotated as vomeronasal type-2 receptor 26-like. Gene Ontology annotation, cellular component: membrane. The record is from RefSeq and is a predicted model, not a curated record. NCBI's taxonomy places the organism in Eukaryota, Metazoa, Chordata, Lepidosauria, Squamata, Varanidae. Gene Ontology annotation, biological process: G protein-coupled receptor signaling pathway. Bases 1 to 1536 code for a protein of 511 amino acids. The transcript has 4 exons. Gene Ontology annotation, molecular function: G protein-coupled receptor activity.
AUGAUUCUGCUGCUGCUGCUGCUGCUGCCCCAGGCCACCUGUGGGAUGCCCACGGCCAAGUGCCCCUUGGCUCUGGAAAGGGAUGAGAUAGACCCCCUGAAUCAUUACCGUCCAGGAGACCACCUCAUUGCUGGGGUCUUCACUGAGACAGAAGCUGCUUUUAAACCAUACGUGUUCCACAACGCUCCUCGUAUCAGAUCCAUUGAGAAAGGCUAUACUAAGUACUGGAAGACCCUCUCAGUCCUCUUUGCCAUUCAGAAGAUCAACUGGAACCCCUGGAUCUUGCCCAACCAUACUCUGGGCUACAGCACCUACGAUGACUAUCACAAUGAAAGAGUGACUUCCGAGUCCCUGCUGGACCUGCUCUCCCCUGGGCAGGCCAAUGUUCCAAACUACAAGUGCAGCAGGCAGAAGCACCCAAUGGUUGUUCUUGAAGGGUCAAACACUGAAAAUUCCAUCCGCAUUUCAAGCAUGAUGGGCAUCUACAAAAUCCCACAGGCUCAGUCGCUCCCCCUUGCCAGAUGUGUGGAAAGCUGCCUUCCUGGAUUCGUGAAAGUAGUUCAGGAAGGAAAACCCGUUUGCUGCUACAACUGUCAUCCCUGUGCUGAAGGGACCAUCUCCACCCUGGAGGAUGCAGAACGUUGCACCAAGUGUCCAGGAGAUCAGCAUCCCAACCUGCAGCAAGAUCAAUGUGUCCCAAAGAUCAUUACCUUCUUAGCAUAUGAAGAACCUUUGGGGAUAAUUCUGUCAUCUUUGGCCCUAAUUCUGUCCUCAGCAACAGGAUUUGUGUUAGGACUCUUCAUAAAAUUUGCAGAAACCCCUGUGGUCAGAGCCAACAACCAAGUCCUCUCCUACAUUCUCCUAGUUUCCCUCCAACUUUCUUUCUUGUCCUCCUUCCUAUUCAUUGGCCAGCCAAAGAAGGUGACCUGCCUCUUCCGACAAAUGGCCUUCAGCAUCAUCUUUUCUGUUGCUGUCUCUUCACUCUUAGCCAAAACCAUCACUGUGGUGCUGGCUUUCCUAGCCACAAAGCCAGGGAACUGGGCAAGGAACUGGCUGGGGAAGAGCUUGGCCAACUCCAUUGUCAUCUCCUGUUCUAUUGUCCAGGUUCUCCUCUGCACCAUCUGGAUUGCCACCUCUGCACCCUUUUGUGACUCUGACAUGCAUUCACAGACUGGAAAGAUCAUUCUGCAAUGCAGUGAAGGCUCUGUGGCCAUGUUCUACACUGCCAUUGGCUACAUGGGCUGCCUGGCUGCUGUGUGCUUCACAGUGGCCUUCCUGGCCAGGAAGCUGCCUGGGGCCUUCAAUGAGGCCAAGCUGAUCACCUUCAGCAUGCUGGUCUUCUGCAGCGUCUGGGUGUCCUUCGUGCCCACCUACCUGAGCACCAGGGGCAAGUACAUGGUGGCCGUGCAGGUCUUCUCCAUCUUGGCCUCCAGCGCUGGGCUGCUGGGCUGCAUCUUCCUCCCCAAGUGCUACAUCAUUGUCUUGAGGCCUGAUCUGAAUACAAAGAAGCAUCUCAUGAUGAAAACACAUGUAUAA